Molecule: messenger RNA, 975 nt
Organism: Recurvomyces mirabilis
Lineage: Eukaryota; Fungi; Ascomycota; Dothideomycetes; Mycosphaerellales; Teratosphaeriaceae
Gene: CFD1
Product: cytosolic Fe-S cluster assembly factor cfd1
Exons: 1
Coding region: 1-975 (324 amino acids)
Biological process (GO): iron-sulfur cluster assembly
Cellular component (GO): cytosol
Molecular function (GO): 4 iron, 4 sulfur cluster binding; ATP binding; ATP-dependent FeS chaperone activity
Source: RefSeq, a predicted model, not a curated record
AUGUCACUCCGGGAGAUCAAGCACAUAGUGCUGGUGCUGUCAGGCAAAGGCGGUGUUGGAAAGUCAAGCGUUACGACUCAGCUCGCUCUGACGCUCUCCCAGCGAGGGCAUAACGUGGGCGUGCUAGAUGUCGAUCUUACAGGACCAUCAAUACCACGAUUCUUCGGCAUCGAGAAGGAGAAAGUGAGGCAAGCCCCAGGAGGAUGGAUUCCAGUCCCAGUACACGAAGCACAAUCUGGUGCACGCACGAAUGGUAAUGGAACUUCGCGCGAUCACGACGAUUAUAGUACUACAGGCACUGCUGCAGAAGGGCAUGGCUCGCUGCACUGCAUGUCACUUGGCUUCUUGCUUGCCAAUAGGAGCGAUGCAGUAGUAUGGCGCGGACCGAAGAAGACAGCAAUGGUCCGGCAGUUGCUGUCCGAUGUACACUGGGGCUCUCUGGAGUACUUGCUCGUAGACACGCCACCUGGUACUAGCGACGAACACAUCUCCCUUGUCGAGACGCUGCUGAAGGAAGCAACUUCAGAGCAACUUGCGGGCGCGGUCAUCGUCACCACACCUCAGGCCAUUAGUAUCAGCGAUGUGAAGAAAGAAAUCAAUUUCUGCCGAAAGACUGGUGUGAAGAUCCUUGGUGUCAUCGAGAAUAUGGCUGGCUUCGUGUGUCCAAACUGCUCGGAAUGCACGAAUGUAUUUUCGAAAGGUGGAGGUCAGGUCAUGGCGCAGGAGUUUGAUGUGCCCUUCCUGGGCAGCGUCCCUAUUGACCCGAUGUUCAUACGACUCAUCGAGGAGGGCAAGCGUCCAGUCUACCCCGAAGGCACUGUGGUAGAUGGGAAAGCAAUGCCAACGAUCAAUGGACGUGAUGAAGAUGCCUCUUCGGACACUGCUGGCCUUCUGGUAGAGAAAUAUACAUCUUGCUCGUUGCAUCCUCUAUUCGACAGCAUGAUGAAAAAGCUCCUUACCACAAUCGCCCCUUGA